GCUUGGCCGCUAAGUACUCUCGACACAGCAUCUCGGAAAUCUCGCUCUGCUUGUCUGAAAAGAUAAUCUGCGUAUAAACCAAGGCAAGAGAUAAGCUAUGAGCACCGACGUAGAAAAAUCACGAUUUCUAGAGGAGUUCGGCGACGAUUACGGUUAUCCAAACGCUCCCAAAAAUAUAGAUGAGAUUCGAGCUACUGAAUUCACCCGACUUCAAGAGUUGGUUUAUCUGGAUCAUGCUGGUGCCACUUUAUACUCGGAGUCGCAAUUGGAAGCAGUUUUCAAGUCUCUUAACUCUACUGUUUUUGGCAAUCCCCAUACUCAAAGCAAUGUGAGCUCAUCCACUUCCGACAUUGUAAGAGAAGCUCGUCAACAGGUGCUCGAUUUUUGUAAUGCAUCAGCAAAAGAGUACAAAUGCAUAUUCACUUCUGGGGCUACUGCAGCCCUGAAACUUGUUGGGGAGGCUUUCCCAUGGAGCAGUCAGAGCAGUUUUAUGUAUACUACGGAGAAUCACAAUAGUGUUCUUGGAAUCAGAGAAUAUGCACUGGCUAAAGGGGCUGAAGCAUUUGCUAUCGAUAUUGAAGAGGCUGGACAUCGUGAUGGCUCAAGAGACACUAAAACUUCUCAUAAGGUGUUAAAGCGUACUGUUCAAAGAAGAAGUGGAGUUAAGAUCCUUGACGAAGAGCCUGCUGGCAAGGCCUUCAACCUUUUUGCUUUUCCCUCAGAGUGCAAUUUCUCAGGCGUGAAAUUCAACCUUGAUUUAGCGAACAUAAUGAAGGAAGAUCCAGAAAGAAUUUUAAAGGACUCUCCACAUUGCAAGGGAAGCUGGAUGGUUCUCAUCGAUGCGGCAAAAGGAUGUGCAACAGACCCACCAGAUUUAUCCAAGUACAAGGCAGACUUUGUUGUCGUCUCAUUCUACAAGCUGUUUGGCUACCCAAGUGGACUUGGAGCACUCAUUGUUCGAAAUGAUGCAGUAAAGUUACUGAAGAAUACAUACUUUAGUGGAGGCACAGUAGCUGCUUCAAUUGCUGAUAUUGACUUUGUUAAAAGAAGAGAGGGUGCUGAGGAGUCUUUCGAAGAUGGAAGCAUAUCAUUCUUGAGCAUUGCAUCCAUUUGUCAUGGGUUCCACAUACUAAAUACUUUGACCAUGUCGGCUAUAUCUAGGCAUACCGCAUCGCUUGCCACAUAUCUCCGGAAUAUGCUUCUGGCUCUGAGGCAUGAUAAUGGUGACAGUGUCUGCACAGUUUAUGGAUUUGAUUCGAAGGAAUUGUGUUCUAAACCUGGUCCAAUUGUCUCAUUCAACUUGAAAAGACCAGAUGGAUCUUGGUAUGGCUACUAUGAAGUUGAAAAAUUGGCUUCUUUAUCUGGAAUACAGUUACGGACAGGGUGCUUUUGCAAUCCUGGUGCAUGUGCAAAGUAUCUUGGCUUGUCACACUCAGAUCUUCUUUCCAAUAUUGAGGCGGGGCAUGUCUGCUGGGAUGAUCAUGAUAUAUUAAAUGGAAAACCUACAGGAGCUGUUAGGGUAUCCUUUGGAUAUAUGUCAACAUUUGAAGAUGCUAAGAAAUUUAUGAGCUUUAUAAGGAGUUCAUUUGUCUCAUUUCCUUUGCGGUCUAGUCACUCAGAAUUUCACAGGCCAAUUACAACUGAAGGCAUUGAUACAAAUAUGUCCAGAUACUGUCUGCGGUCAAUAAACAUCUAUCCAAUAAAAUCAUGUGGAGGGUUCAGCGUGGACAGUUGGCUGUUGAGCAGUACUGGAUUGCUUCAUGAUAGAGAAUGGGUCAUCCAAAGCACUAGUGGUGAAAUUCUUACUCAAAAGAAGGUUCCAGAAAUGUGUUACAUCAGUACAUUGAUUGACCUCAAUCUUGGCACAUUAUUUGUUGAAUCACCACGUUGCAAAGAGAAACUGCAGAUUGAACUUAAAUCAGACUCUUACAAUUCUGGAAGAGUUGAAAUUGAAAUACAGAAUCUGAGGUAUGAAGUCCAGGUUUAUGGUGAUGACGUUGAUGCUUGGUUCAGCAAUGCCAUCGGUCGACCUUGUACUUUGUUAAGAGGUUCUGGCUUGGAUGGAUCAAAAAGAUAUCCAUGCUCAAAAAGAAACCAAAGUAUAGGGAUGUGCAAUAAUGCUAAGAGCAAACUAAAUUUUGUGAAUGAAGCUCAGUUGUUGCUGAUAUCUGAGCAAAGUGUCUCUGAUCUCAACACCAGGUUAAGCACAAAAAAUGUGGAGAAAGGCUCUCGUGCAGCUCCUGUACAAGUGAAUCCAAUGAGAUUUCGCCCAAACCUUGUGAUAGCUGGUGGUGAACCAUAUGAAGAAGAUGGAUGGCAGUGUAUAAGAAUAGGGAAUAAAAACUUUACAUCUUUGGGUGGUUGCAAUCGCUGUCAGAUGAUCAAUAUAAAUUAUCAAGCAGGCGAGAUGCAGAGGUUAAGUGAACCUUUGGCAACUUUGGCUGCCUAUAGGAGAGUGAAGGGGAAGAUAUUCUUUGGGAUACUUCUCAGAUACGACGAUGACAAUAAUGAAGAAGAGGCAGGUUCUCUGAUUCAAGUGGGAGAAGAAGUCUAUCCAGUUGCAGAUUUGCUCUGAACAUUUACUUGCAGUUCCGAAGAAAAUAAAUAUUAAAUAAACUGAACAAGAGAAAAUGUGCCAUCAUAUGGUAAUAUGUACUCAAACACUUAUAAUGAACAAGGUUAUGACACUACAGGCUCGCCGCUCGCAAGA
Daucus carota subsp. sativus is the source of this 2710-nucleotide messenger RNA. RefSeq names its product molybdenum cofactor sulfurase. The record is from RefSeq and is a predicted model, not a curated record. Bases 98 to 2575 code for a protein of 825 amino acids. Gene Ontology annotation, molecular function: molybdenum ion binding; molybdenum cofactor sulfurtransferase activity; pyridoxal phosphate binding. The transcript is spliced from 22 exons. NCBI's taxonomy places the organism in Eukaryota, Viridiplantae, Streptophyta, Magnoliopsida, Apiales, Apiaceae. Gene Ontology annotation, biological process: Mo-molybdopterin cofactor biosynthetic process.